UGUAGUCUCGCCGAAUCUCGCGGAUCCCGAGACGCCAUAUUGCCCCAUUUUCCUUAGUGUAGAGAGCUGUGUGAUGCUUAUUUUCGGCCAUUUCCUCGCUAUUUCCCCUCCUUAGCCCCUCAGCUCGGCGCGGGAAUUAAAGAGAAGGGGCAGAAGGGUGAUGGCGUCGUCGUCCAUUGAGGUGAUGGGCGUGGGGGGCGGGGAGGUGAAGGUGAUGUUGAUGGAUGACUCUGUGGGUGAUGACGGAGAGGUGGACGAAGAACUGCAGACCAUCAUUACUGCCUCUGCUGAUGAUAACGGCCAGAUGGUGACGUCCGUGGAGGCCCAGCCAGUUCCCAGUGAUGAGGUGCUGGACAUGGAUGGGGAAUUCACCACGCUGGAGGGGAUGGAACCACCUCCUGGCACCAUCAUCUUCUCCCCCCAGGACCUGCUGCGGCCCUCCAAGCCCUCGCAGCGUGGCAGGGGUCGCUCCGCGCUACGCCCCGGCCUCACCUCCAUCAAGCUGGAGCCCCGCGCACCCCCCAUGUACGGCCCUUCGGGAGAUCUGGAGAUGCCCGUGUCCUGCGAGGUGUGCGGGAAGGUGAUGAUGACUGGAAAGACCCUGGUGCAACACAUGGCCAUUCACUCAGACCUCAAGCCCUUCCAGUGUCCACACUGUCCCAAGUCGUUUGCCAGGAAGGUCCACCUGCAGGGCCACCUGGUGGUGCACGGCAUCGAGAAGCAGUUUGAGUGCCCCAUCUGCCACCAGCGGUUCAGCCGGCAGGACUGUGUCAAGGUGCACAUGCGUCUCCACGACAAGAGCAAGUGCGUGUUCUGCGACGUGUGCCACAAGGCCUUCCUCACCGUGGGGGCGCUCAACAUCCACCUGCGCAUCCACCGCGGGGAGAAGCCCUUCAAGUGCCACCUGUGCUCCAAGUGCUUCACGCAGAAGAAUCACCUCAUCACGCACAUCAAGCGCCACACCAAGGUGACGGACGAGCACUUCACCAAGAAGCUCGGGCCGCGCAUGUUCAAGUGCGAGCAUUGCCCGCGCUCCUUCAUCCGCCUCAGCGACUACGAGCGCCACGUGCAGUGGAACCACGGCGCGGUGGCGGAGGGCAGCAUCGUGGACAAGCUGCCCACCGUGGGGAACCUGCUGGAGGGGGAGCUCAAGCAGACGGGCCUCACGCCGCAGGUGUUCAAGGCCCCCAAGGACGCGCUGAACAGCAAGCCUCGCGUGCGGCGCCCCAAGAAGGUGAUGUGCACCACGUCCACGCAGACGGAUGAGGACGGCGGCCGCAUCAUCGUGCCGCGGCAGUACCAGGUGUCGGCCGGCACGCAGGUGUCGGCGCCGCCCACGCCGCGCCACGACGAGGACAUGUACGAGAACGACAUCUUCGACGAGGGCAUGGACCGCAACUACAGCUCCGACGAGGAGGACGACGCGGUGCACAGCGGCAGCGGCGGCGACCCGCUGGAGCAGAAGGUGUUCUCCCUGCCCGCCACGGGGGAGAUGGCCUCGGACCCCAUCCAGGACGCUGCCUUUGAUGCCAUUGUGCAGGGCAAGGGCGCCGCACGGCCCGGGGAGGACGCCAGCGAGGCCGCCGCCACGGACAAGCACUCAGAGUUCCUGCAGGAGGUGGUCAACUCCAUGGUGCGCCAGUCCAUGCCACAGAGCCCCCCCGCAGCCGAGGCGGAGGCACGGACGCAGGAGGAGUCCGCCGAACUGCCGGAGGUGAGGUCGGUGCCCAGCGUGGGCAGGCUGGUGGGCAACGCCGCCCCGCUGCCGCCGCCGGUGCGCUCUCCCACCGUCAAGGACGGCAUGGUGAAGGUGAAGAAGGAGCCGGUGGGGGUGCUGCCCAUCACCCUCCUCAACCCCCCCAAGCGUGGGCGUGGCCGGGGCCGGGGCCGGGGACGGGGCAGGAAGUGGAGUCCCUUCGGCCUGUCCGGGGCGGCCGAGCUGCGGGCCAUCCGCAUGAACAUGAGGCGCAACAUUCUCAACGCCGAGGAGGAGCGGGCCGAGAAGAGGGAGGAGGAGGAGAGGCAGGAGGCGGAGAAGGCGGAUGAGGUAGAGGAGGCAGAGGAGGAGGGCCCCAUGGAGGCCAGCGUGGUGGAGGAGGUGGAGACGGAGGGGCGCGGCAAGCGGCUGGCCAAGAACAAGCAGCACGGCAAAGACUUUGUGUGCAACAUGAAGAACUGUGAGACGUGCUGCCCACCUGCCAAGCCUCGCCCUGCACCCUCCACCCCCUCCACUGUCAAGGUGAAGGUCAAAGUGCACGAGAAGAGUGAGGGGGUGAAGAAGGCCGUCCCCAGGCCCACCCACACCCCCCUGGUCCCCACAGUGUCGGCCAGCCAGGCGGACAGCGUGCACGGCCUGCUGAGCCUGGCUCAGAGCGCCCCCCUGCUCAGGACCGUCAAGGUGGAGAACCCACGUGUGGAGGAGCCCAAGAUGAAGGUGGGGAACCGCGUGGGGUCGUACCCGGUGGACAUCACGGCCAACCCCAUCCCCAGCAGCAAGGUGGUACCCGGUGGUGGUGGUGGCGGCGGCGGCGGCAUGGUGCGGCGAGAGGACUACUUCGUGACGAGCAGCAGCGGGGAGUCUGUGGUGUCCCCGCCGGUGGAGCUGAUGUCCUUCUGCAUCCCCACCUACUCCUGCAAGCUGUGCUCCAGAGAGUUCCGCUUCGAGGGCAAGCUGCACCGCCACAUUGAGAGUGUGCACCAGAACAAGGCAAUCUUCUCCCCAGACGUCAAGCCAGGCCGCGGCUCCAGCAAGGUGGUGGGGCCACCCGGCACCCUGCUAGGCCCCGCGCCCUCUGCCAUCACCACCACUGCGGAGCAGGAGAACCCGGAGAUUGCCGCCCUGCGCUCGGAGUGGGACGACGACGAGGACGAUGAUGCUGAGGCGCGCGGCGCCCCGGCGAUGACGGCAGCAGCCAUGGGUGGCCCGCCAGCGGCCAUGGCCAUCGUGACGCGGGACAUCGCGCCGGUCAGCAACACCGUGACGGACGCCUACAGCGGCGGCGUGAAGGUCAACAUGAACAAGCUGGCCGGCCUGCUGCCCCAGAUGGGCAAGGUGCCCGACACCGACAGCUACGAGUCCGGCCGGGUGAAGCAGGAGGCGGCGCUGGGCCAGGCUGGCGGAGGCAGCAGUGGGGCGGCGGCGGCGGCGGCGGCAGGGGCACGGGAGCCGGCAACCAUCACUGCGGACACCCUGGACAUGAAGUGCCGGCGGCUGCUGGAGAAGCUGUUUGACCACGCGCUGCUGCUGCAGUGUGGCCUGCUGGAGGAGCACGUGUCGGUGGUGCUGGGCCGCGUGCUGCAGCACUACGGCGUCAAGAUGAUCGAGGACUACGGGCAGGGGCAGUACGAGGUGCUGAAGUACAACCUGUGGCGCCUCAUAGAGUGGAAGGUGACCAUGGAGCAGAUGGAGGAGUUCUACACGGAGGGCAAGAGUGUGGAGGAGAUGAUGGACGACAUCAUGCACGACCACGUGCCCCUCGUGUCCCACCACUACGUGCCCCGCGACCAGGCCGCCGCGCCCCCUCCCGCCCCGGCCCCCACCCAGGCCCCGCCCCCGCCCCAGGUGGAGGCGGUGGAGGUGUCGGAGGGGCAGGUGGUGCUGCAGCACGUGGCGGGCAUGCUGGGGGGGCAGAUCAACCUGCCGGAGGGGGUGACGCAGGUGGUGCUGUCGCAGGACGUGUCGCCGGACCUGCUGCAGGGCGCCCACAUCGUGACCAUCGACCCCGCCACGGGCCAGGUCAUCUCCCAGGUGACGGCGGACCAGGUCAUCCUGGCAGACGCCAUCGGGGACGAGCUGGAGCAGCAGGUGUCCGCGUUGGACGGCGGCGUGGUGGUGAGCCAGGGCCAGCUGGGCCAGGUGGGCCAGGGCACCAUUGUGGUCACCCAUCCCUCCGCCGUGCCCCUGCAGGCGGGCCAGGUGCUGAUGCAGGACUCCACUGGCCAGCAGGUGGUCAAGAUGGAGGCCGUCACCACCACCACUGCCCCCCGCUGAGCCGGCCCCCCUGCCCCACACCCCCCUUCCCCCUCAACCAACCCUGUACAAAACCUCGUUCGAAAAAAGACUUUUUCUUAUUAGUACCUCUAAGUCUUCUAUACAUAUAUAAAUACUAUAUAUAAAGAUAUACAUAUAUACAUAUUGUGUAACACAACAACAACAACAACAACAUCAACAACAUCAGCAGCAACAACAGCUGCCGCCUCCACCAGGGCUUCUUGUCACUCAUCCACGGCGAUUGUGACACUAAACAUCCACCAGUCUGUCUGUCUGUCUGUGUGAGUGAGUGAGUGAGUGAGUGAGUGAGAGUAUGCUUGUGUGUGUGUGUGUGUGUGCGCGUCCUCAGGUGUACAGAACACAACACCACCAACACCACCACCUCCAACCACCACCACCACCACCACCACCACCACCACACUGUCUCCUGUAGUGCGUGCCUUCCUUCACCACAGUACUGGGAGGUGGAGGAGAGGAGUGGAGGAAACACCCUCCUCUCCACCUCUCCUUCCCUCCCAUCGUUCCACCAACACUCCCUCUCUUUCUCUCCACCUCUCCCUUCCUUCUCUCCACCAAAGCUAAGUCAUUCCUUCAUCCUUUCAUUAAUAUAUUGUUGUGUGAGUUAUUACCAUUAUUAUUAUUACUAUUAUUAUUGUUAUUUUCUCUCCUUUUUUUUUUUGUAUAUAUUUUUCACAAGUUUUGAGUGUGAAUUUAUAAUGUACAAUAAUUUACGUAUUUUUUCUACAACUGCCCAGCAUUCGUCAUUCCCUUGUAAGGUGUGUGUAUGUAUGUAUGUAUGUAUGUAUGUGUGUGUGAGUGUAUGUGUGUGUGCAUGUGCGUGUGUGUGUGUAAGAUAGAAGUAUUGCUUACAUGAUUAUUUAUAUGAAAAAAUAAAGAUGAUUAUGUA
Molecule: messenger RNA, 4898 nt
Organism: Scylla paramamosain (green mud crab)
Lineage: Eukaryota; Metazoa; Arthropoda; Malacostraca; Decapoda; Portunidae
Exons: 3
Coding region: 161-3991 (1276 amino acids)
Biological process (GO): regulation of transcription by RNA polymerase II
Molecular function (GO): RNA polymerase II cis-regulatory region sequence-specific DNA binding; DNA-binding transcription factor activity
Source: RefSeq, a predicted model, not a curated record